AUGGCUACACAAAAGACUUUCCAGGAGGUCCUCAAAGAGAGAGCGCACUCUGAGUGCACUCAAAAUAUGCUCUUUUACCCCUUGGGAAAUACCUGUAGCCCUAUAGAGAUCACGUACACGAGCCUAUACAAGAAGACGCAGCGUAUCAGCCGUAGUAUCCAGCGUCACAGAAAAUUCGUAGCUGGCGACCCCGUGCUAUUACACUUCGACGAUCAUUGGGAUACAAUUUUGUUGUUCUGGUCUGUUCUGUUUGCAGGCGGCUUGCCCGUUCUCUCAUCUCCUUUCAGCAACAUAGAAGAGGAGCGGCAUAAGUAUAUUCGGAUGUUGUCUGCUCUUCUAGAGUCGCCAAUCUGUUUCACCAGAUCUAAAUUCUUGCCAGCAUUCGGGGAUUUUCAUGAUAUACAUUUGCAGUCUGUGGAAAGUUUGCUCGAGGCAUCCGAAAAAGCAUCUUAUCAUACGGAGGAUGUCGACGAAAGUCAAAGCGGCCAAGCAGCUGACACCAAGAUCCCGAGUGAAAGGAUUUAUACGAAUAGAGACUUGCUGAUGCUCAUGUUGACAUCUGGAAGCACAGGCAAUGCUAAAGCUGUUGAAAUCACCCAUCAACAAGCGCUGGCUGCGGUAUCGAGCAAGGCUGCGAUGCGGGCACUUCCCCUAGACCGACCGUUCUUGAACUGGAUCGGCCUUGACCACGUCGCCGGCCUGCUUGAGAGUCACCUCCAGGCAUUAUGGCUAGGUGUUGGCCAGAUUCACGUGAGUGCUGCCGAUGUCGUGACGUCUCCUACAACGUUCUUGGAUUUGCUCACUAGACACCGUGUAUCGCUCACGUUCGCUCCAAACUUCUUCCUUGCAAAGCUUGGAUCGACUGCUGAGUCCCUAUCACUUCAGAGUACUCCGAAAUGGGACCUUUCAGGCUUGGUCUGCGUGACAUCUGGGGGGGAGGCAAACGACAUUCAAACUUGUGUAGCAGCGAGCGCGUUGUUUUCGAAACAUGGAGCUCCAUGUAACGUAAUUUCUCCUGGGUUUGGAAUGACAGAAACGUGUGCCGGGGCUGUUUACAAUACCAAUUGCCCUCAGUACGACGUUUCUCGUGGCCACCUCGUAGCCUCUCUGGGAAAAUGCCUGGGUGGAAUGGAGAUGCGUAUCGUAGCGUCUGAUGGGCAGCCAGCGGCGUCCGGUGAAGCGGGUGGCCUUGAAGUUCGUGGCCGGCUCGUUUUCCAAGGGUACUAUCGUAAUAAAACGGCCACUCAGCAAGCUUUAACACCGGAGCACUGGUUUCGGACUGGCGAUCGAGGCCGGAUUGAUGACAAUGGCAAUCUCAGUCUCGUGGGACGCGCUCAGGAAGUCAUCAAUAUCAACGGUGUCAAGAUAGUCGCCAUCGAUGUGCAAACCGCUAUGGAGAAGAUCUUGGGCAACCGCGUCGCACGACUAGUUGUUUUCUCUUCCACUUCGACGGCCUUACACACGGAGCAGGUAACAAUUGCAUAUAUCCCCAAAACCUUCCCGGUGCCGGACGAGGAAAUGGCAGAUAUUGCCGGACUGGCGAAGCAGGAGUGCCUGCUCCGCACCGCGACUCUACCUGUAAUUUUCGCUCUCCGCGAAGUGACGAUACCACUGCUCCCCAGGUCAGCUUUGGGCAAGCUGUCGCGCCUCAAGAUGACGCGCUUGUUUGAGGAUGGAACCUUUGUGGAGGACCUCGAAUGUCAUCAACAUGCACUUCUCCGUGCGUCUACAGCCGUAGCCAAGCGGAACGGGGUCAUGCCUUGGCGGCCAAAUGAGGCGGAAGCCAAGCUCCUCGAACAUGUGGUGGAAACGCUCGACCGUGGUACGGAAGAAGUGACUUUGGGACCAGAAACGUCUCUCUUCGAUAUCGGAUUCACCUCAAUGCACGUGAUUAAGCUCAAGCAUUUAAUUGAGAGACGUCUGGGAAUCGAUGUGCCCGUGGUUUUGAUUAUGAAGAACCCCACCGUUAGGGCCUUGGCCAUUGAGAUCGAUGCGUGCUCCAAGAAAAACAAUUCUAUAUCGACAUCUUUCGAAAGUUACGAUCCCGUGGUCGUCUUCCGCGCCGAGGGUGCCAAAACACCUCUCUGGCUGAUUCAUCCCGGCGUGGGGGAGGUGCUGGUCUUCAUCGGCCUGGCCAAGUGUCUCGCGGCCGACGACCGGCCGGUGCUCGCUCUCCGCGCCGCCGGUUUCGAACCGAACAACCCAGGCUUCGACAGUAUCGAGCAGACCGUCGACGUCUACACCGCAGCGAUCCGCCGGCGCCAACCACAUGGACCGUACGCUCUGGCUGGUUAUAGCUACGGCGCGAUGCUGGCGUUCGAGACUGCGAAGCGACUGAGGGCCAGCGGCGACGAAGUACGCUUCCUUGGCUCGUUCAACCUACCGCCGCACAUCAAGCAGCGUAUCCGUACGCUCGAAUGGAACAUAUGUCUAUUGCACCUAAGCCAUUUCCUGGGCAUUAUCACCGAGGAAACUUCGGGGAUCUUGGAGAUCGAUCCUACGUUCCGCGGUGUGCCGCGCUCUGGGGCUCUGCAUAGAGUUUUCGAGAUAGCCGAUAAACCACGUUGGGAGGGCCUAAAUCUGGAGAUAGAUGCUCUGGCACGCUGGGUCGAUGUGGCAUUUGGGCUUCAACGGAUGGCGAGCGCUUACGAUCCAUCUGGUCAAGUAAAUAGCAUUGAUAUUUUCUAUUGCAUACCGUUGAAGGCGGUUGCGAAGUCGCGCGAGGUUUGGCUACGUGAUUAUCUCAGCCGCUGGGCCGAUUUUGUACAUGAACCGCCCAGGUUCCACGCUGUAAAAGGCGAACAUUAUACUAUGAUCAAUUCUGAACACGUUCAAGGCUUUGCACAGACUCUGAUAGAGGCGUUAGCAGCGAGAGACGUAUAG
This is a messenger RNA of Glarea lozoyensis ATCC 20868, 2883 nucleotides long. Its product is annotated as Acetyl-CoA synthetase-like protein. Gene Ontology annotation, biological process: secondary metabolic process; biosynthetic process. Bases 1 to 2883 code for a protein of 960 amino acids. The record is from RefSeq and is a predicted model, not a curated record. Lineage: Eukaryota; Fungi; Ascomycota; Leotiomycetes; Helotiales; Helotiaceae. The transcript has a single exon. Gene Ontology annotation, molecular function: CoA-ligase activity; phosphopantetheine binding.